AUGACUUCCAUACAGGAGAUGCCUAAUGAGCUCAUCCUAAUGGUGGUAGGUGAAGUAUCGCUACCCACCUUCGCCGCUCUACGACAAACAUGCAGACGGUUCUAUCAAGUCACCAUUUGGACUUUUGGGAGGAGAUACUUUCACACCCGCAAUAUCAUGCUCCAUGAGCAAAGUGUCCAGAAUCUCGUUUCCAUCGCGGACCACUCUGUCUUGGCUUCUUGUGUUCGAAAGGUUGGUUUUACACCCAUGGUCGUUACAAGGGACUGGCUCGGGUUUGACGAAGAAUGCAAAGCCCGUCAGUCCUAUGAAAAAAAGGAAAUGACAUUUCAGAACAUGCAAGAUAUACCCCAACGGCUACCGUCAACAUUCUUCAUGUUGGCCUUAGAAAAGGCCUUUGAGAGACUCCCAAAUUGCAACACAAUUUCGGUCACCAAUAACCAACGACCUUGGGGCAGAGGUAAACUUUCAUUCUUCCAGAAUCGGGAUAUCCGGAACUAUUAUGAGAUCCACGAGUCUGAAGCUCAAGCUUUCAUCCGAUAUUUGAUUGGGUAUCUCUUUAGCUUAAGCGUCAAAUAUGGCAUAGAGAAUGUCGAGAUCUUUGCUGAUAAAGUUUGCCACAAACCUUUGGUCCGGGGGCAUUGCAAUUGCAAAUCUGUCGGGAUAUAUGAUGUCUGCAUGGCACAGCCCGCUGCCGUGUCAAAGCUAAAGUCCUUGAAAAUGACCGUAAACGCAUGGCCUAGGGCUUGGCCAAACGACGCGUUUGCGCAGUUGCUUUCGUGCUUCCCCCAGCUAUCAAGCUUAACACUGGACUUUGAUGAGGGCACUGGUGAGAACCUCUACUUCUCGAAAUUCAAAAUACCAAGGCUCAAAGAGCUCACCCUCUCCUGCAAACUUUGCCAUCCAAGCGAAUUAGUAGACAUUAUAAAGCGGCACGAGGAGACCCUGGAACGUGUGGCUCUCUACGAUGCCCAGUUGGAAAAUCUGCCAGAAUGGCUCUUGGUGAUGGACGUUUUCUGUCAGAUGUCGUGGAUACAUGUAUACAUUGGUUGGCACAUGGAGACCCCAUUUAUAUACAGGAAAGGGCUACUCAGUCAAUUGUACAGGGAACUGUAUGAGAUCAGUGAGCUCAAGGAUGACAAUGACAAAAGAAAGGUGCGAGGCUUGCUCCAUCAAAUCAACGAUUUGGUCAACCACGGUUAG
Molecule: messenger RNA, 1200 nt
Organism: Fusarium proliferatum ET1
Lineage: Eukaryota; Fungi; Ascomycota; Sordariomycetes; Hypocreales; Nectriaceae
Exons: 2
Coding region: 1-1200 (399 amino acids)
Molecular function (GO): protein binding
Source: RefSeq, a predicted model, not a curated record